Prosopis cineraria is the source of this 1798-nucleotide messenger RNA. Its product is annotated as stemmadenine O-acetyltransferase-like. Bases 327 to 1637 code for a protein of 436 amino acids. The record is from RefSeq and is a predicted model, not a curated record. The transcript has a single exon. NCBI's taxonomy places the organism in Eukaryota, Viridiplantae, Streptophyta, Magnoliopsida, Fabales, Fabaceae.
AAAUAGAAAAUAAAAAAAAAUACAUUAAACCUGGAUCAACCUAUCAUACACCUCUUUAUUGGUGGGUAAACCGACUCCCACUAUACGCACAUGAUGAGACCUUCAUCGCCAGAAGACUAAGGUUAGCUCGGUAGGUUAAAAAGCCACCACUCAUGACCCAUAACCUUCCGGUCCAAACGAACAGUCAAAAUCACUGUCAACUAAAGCCGUCGGGCAGCACGCUGGAUAAAACUCUCACGUACUCUUUCUUUUCCAUGUACAAGAGCCACCCAAUCCACCCCAACACUCGUUUGUAAAUCAGUAAAUCCCCUGAAACCUUUCUAGAUAUGGACAUAGAAGUAAUAUCAAGAGAAACUAUCAAACCCUCUUCUCCUACCCUUCCGCAUCUCAGAAUUUAUCCACUUUCCUUUUUUGAUCAUGUCCUUUUUAGUCACUAUAUUCCAGUGGUUUACUUUUACGAGCCAACCAGUACUACUGAAGAUCGUGAAGAAAAAUCUGAUGAAGUGGUCAAGAAAUCCUUAUCUCAAGUUCUUGCCAUGUACUACCCACUUGCUGGCAGAAUCAAAGAUCGAGCUUCCAUAGACUGCAACGACGAGGGCGCAACAUUAUUAGUCACUCGUAUCAAAUACGACUUAUUAGGUUUGCUUCGAAACCCAAAGGAAGACCAUCUCGAGAAUUUAUUCCCUCAUGAAUUGCCUUGGAAGACAGUGGAUCCAUAUGAUCCCUUGUUGGUCGUUCAAGUGAACCAUUUUGUGUGCGGAGGAAUUGCAAUCAGUGUGUGUAUGUCUCACAAGGUGGCCGAUGGGUGCACGAUCUUCAACUUUGUCAAAGACUGGGCCACCAUUGCCAGAAAAUUUGAAUCUUGUGGAGAAGAGAAGGAAGGAGAAGAAAGAGUAAUCCUCCCACGAUUUGAUGGAGCAUCAAUAUUCCCACUUGAAGGUUUACCAAAUUACCCAGAAAUGGAUUUUGCGAGAGACAACACUGUGAGAUGCAAACGGUUCAUACUCGAUGCCUCGAAGAUUCAAUCUCUCAAGGCCAUGAUAUCGCAGAAAGUGAAAAAUCCCACACGCGUGCAAGUUGUGAGUGCUGUUCUUUACAAAUCUGCAGUUUCAGCUUUAAGUUCAUCUUUCAAAUCAUCGACCCAACCCCCGUGGCUUUGCUCUUGGGCGAACCUUCGGACGAGAAUGCUCCCUCCAGUACCCGAAAAGACCAUAGGAAACAUGAUCUGGUGUUACAUAGUAUCUGCUACGAUGGAAGAAGGAUUGAAUGAGGUUGUCUGCAAAUUGAAGCACUCUUUGACGGAGUUUUGUGAUACCCAUGUUGAACAAUUUGGGAGAAAGGACAAGUCAUUCAUCUCGGAGAUUUUGCAACAAGCAACUAGUUGGGACCCAGAUAGUACCGAUACGGUUGUGGUUGAUAUUAUGAGCUGGUGCAGAUUUCCACUUUACGAAGCAGAUUUUGGGUGGGGAAAACCGACAUGGGUGACCACUACUUGUUGCCCUCAUAGGAAUUGCAUGUUUCUUAAAGAUACAAGAGAUGGGGACGGGAUUGAAGUUCUUGUUAACAUGGAAGAAAAUGAGAUGGCCUUGUUUGAGCGUGAUGUUCUUCAAUAUGCUUCUGUUUCUCCAGGUAUAUAACUUAGUCAUGUAUUGAAUGUUUGUUUCGUUGAGGAGCUUGAUGAGGAUUGUUCUAUUAUUUUGUUUUUUAAAUUUUAUUAUUGUUAUCUUGUAUUUUAAUCAGGCUCUAUGUAUUCCCAUAUAAAGCUGGGUUAGUGUUGAAUAAGUAUUAAAUUUGAUCA